AUGGCCACCCCCGACAUCGUCGACGAGCACUUCGUCGCUGCGUUCGUGCACGCGGUUGAGGUGAUGCUGGCGCGUUUUGAGCGGUAUGUUUUGCUGUCUGCAUCUCACUUCACCUUCGCGUUCACCUGUCCCUACCAACCUAUCUAUUUAUCCUCGCUCCAUAGCAACGUAAAGCCGCAAGACCAAGCUAACACACCCCACAGGCGCAUCGACACCGUGAUCCGCCUCAUCGACACCGACAUCCAGACCAACGGCAUCCCCCCGCCGUACUUGUACGCUUAUCCCCUCCCCCCCCAAACCCCGUCCAAACCCCCAACUUACACUAAUCCCCCACUCCCUUGUAGAGCAUACAGCGGUCCCUACGUCCGCCUCGGCUCCUUCCUCUCCCCCGAGAGCGUCGGCGCCUUCCAAGACGUGGCCGAAGACCUGGUGAACGCGCACUGGUGGUACGCGCAGCGGGCGCAGCGCGCCGUGCCGCUGGACUGGGGCGAGAGCGAGACGGACGCGGUGUUUGUGCCGCUGUCGGCUGCGUGGGCGGCGCUGGCGGAGCGGCUCGAGAAUGCCCGGGCCGUGGUCGAGGAGUGUUUGUUUGUUGUGCGCAGGAUUGGGUGGGAGGGGUUUGGGGUCGUGGUUGUGCCCAGGACGGGUUGAGGGGCGGUGCGGCUGGGCUCGGCUCUGGCUGAGGGUGCGGGUUUGGCUGGGCUUUUGGGUUUGCGGUUGCGGGAACGGUGGCCAUGGCGAUGGCAGUGCGCGG
This is a messenger RNA of Aplosporella prunicola CBS 121167, 754 nucleotides long. RefSeq lists its product as uncharacterized. The transcript has a single exon. The record is from RefSeq and is a predicted model, not a curated record. The coding region runs from base 1 to 651 and encodes 216 amino acids. NCBI's taxonomy places the organism in Eukaryota, Fungi, Ascomycota, Dothideomycetes, Botryosphaeriales, Aplosporellaceae.